AUGCGCGUCUUUCCUCGCCGCCCUUCGCCUGACCCCACCUCCUACCUUCCUGUCCCGCUCCUCACUCCUCUCGCCCCCACCUCGUCUCAAUCUCCCCUCCAACCGUUUUCCCUCCCCCACCUCCCCUCUCGCCGUGCACCUGCCACUCUCCUGACUCUCCUAAUCUCUCCCCUCUCCCCCUCUCUCCCCUGUCUCCCCCCUCUUCCACUCUCUCCCGACUCUCCCACUCGCUCCCCUCUCUCCCCGCUCUCCCCUCUCUCCGUUCUGUCCGAUCUCCCCUCUCUCCCGUUUUUCCCUCCUCUCCCCUCUCCUCCUUUUCUCCCCCGCCUCCCCUCUCUCCCCUCCUCCUUUCCGCGUCUAACCCCUUUUCCCGCCCUCUCAGCCACCCAGUUCGACGGCAUUCUCGCAGCCGGGCCUGCCCUGGUGGAAUGGACGCUGGGGCAGCAACCAGGGAGGAGCGCAGGGGCGGGGAGGAAGAGGAAGAGGGGGGCUACACCCGCUGCCCCCUCACUCACACCUGCCGCCCUGAAAACGCCCCCCGGUGCUGGGAGGUGUGACGUGGAUGGUGACGCCAGGCCUGACCUCAGCAGCAUGCAUGACGUCAGCCUGCUGCAGUGGCGAUGGAGGAGGGAGGGAGAGCGCGUCACGGACAUGUGGAGGGGAGGGGGAGUGGUCACGAGGGAAGCAGAGAGAGAAAGUGGUGGCGCUGGCAAUGAUGGAUGCAACAGUGCUAGCAGCAUUGGUGACAGUGGUGAUUGCAGUGAGAGUGACGGUGAUGGUGAUGGUGAUGGUGAUGGUGAUAGCGAUUGUGAUGAUACUGCUGGCAGUGAUGGUGGUGCUGGCAGUGCCAGGGACUGGGCGGGUGUGUUGACUGCUGGGAAGCUCUUGAACCCAACCCAAGUCAUCACCAGGAUCGCCCCUCUGCUCUCUCGCUCCUCCUCCUUUCCACUCCCACCCACCGCAGCAGCAGCAGCAGCCACAUCAGCCACUUCCCCUGCAGGCACACCCAUGCCAGCAGGCACAGCAGCAGCAACAGCAGCUGGCGCUCUUGACUCGGUUGACUCCCUUGAAGCCCGCUGUCUCGCGCUGCGUCUGAUUGGCUGCCUGGCUCCGCUGGCUGCUGACGUGGCACACGUGCAGGAGUUGGUGGUGCGGGCGGCAAUGGAAGCAGAGGGACAGCAGGAGGUGAGUGAAUUGAGGGAGAGGAGAG
Molecule: messenger RNA, 1210 nt
Organism: Closterium sp. Naga37s-1
Lineage: Eukaryota; Viridiplantae; Streptophyta; Zygnematophyceae; Desmidiales; Closteriaceae
Source: the annotation of a GenBank genome assembly